AUGGCCUCCUCGUCUCUCCGAGUCCAUGUCCUCCGAGUCAGACCGGGUCAGGACCUUGUCCAGUCUCUGAAGGACCUGGUCUCUGAGUCUGGACUCAGGGCUCCGUUCAUCCUCAGCUGUGUGGGCAGCGUGACAUCAGUGCGUCUGAGGCUCGCCAGCGCCACGGCGGCAGAACCAAACCAGGUCUUGGAUCUCUCUGGUCCCUUUGAGAUCCUGUCUCUGGUUGGGACCUUGAACCCUGAGGCUCACCUGCACCUGUGUGUGGGAGACUCCAUUGGGCGCUGUGUAGGAGGACACGUGCUGGGGCCACUUCCUGUUCUGACCACAGCUGAGGUGGUGGUGGGAGAGGCCCCUGCGCUCUGCUUCAGCCGGCACCCAGACCCUCAGACCGGGUUCAACGAGCUGGUGGUGGAGGACCGGGACCAGGACCAGGACUGA
Knipowitschia caucasica is the source of this 438-nucleotide messenger RNA. The record is from the annotation of a GenBank genome assembly. NCBI's taxonomy places the organism in Eukaryota, Metazoa, Chordata, Actinopteri, Gobiiformes, Gobiidae.